This is a messenger RNA of Trichobilharzia regenti, 879 nucleotides long. NCBI's taxonomy places the organism in Eukaryota, Metazoa, Platyhelminthes, Trematoda, Strigeidida, Schistosomatidae. The record is from the annotation of a GenBank genome assembly.
UGAAGCUGGUGUUCCUCAGGGUGCUGUUCUCUCGCCGUUUCUCUUUUCCUUCUUCUUACAUGACUUACCUCUCUCAGACGAAAUCAACUUCGUCAAAUAUGCAGAUGACCUGACUGUUUCGCUUCCCGUUAAGUCUCAGUCAGACUGCUUCAAAUUAAAUAGCUUCCUGUCGGACAUCAGUCAGUGGUCUAAACUAAAUGGCCUCAUGCUGAAUCCCUCAAAAUGCCAGACUAUUGACUUCUCCUUUAGGCAUAAACGAGAUCUACAAACACUAGUAAGCACUCAUGAUGCCUGUAGCAUUGAGGGGACUAAAAUUGAAACUACGUCUAAUGCAAAAUACCUCGGAUUAGUUCUAUCUUCCGACCUUACUUGGUCAUCUCAUAUCCUAACGAUUUCUAAGAAAGUGUUCCGUCUAACCUACUACAUUAAGAAACUCAGACUAUCUGGAAUCACCCAACCUCUACUUUCACAAUUUGUCAACUCUCGUAUCCUACCUAUUCUACUUUACUGCUCCCCGUUAGUCUUUCCUGGGUUACUGAAAAAGGACUAUACCAUCCUGAGAAGGAUGUUGAAGGUAGUUAGUAGGACUAGCGGUGUAAAACUCAGUCAGCUCGUCACUACAUUAGUGGAUAAGCAUCUGAAUACAUGCGAGAAAUGGACUAAAACCAUACUCUCUGACCCCCAACACCCCCUCUAUUCCCAACUCUCUCCUUGCAUCUCAUCAGGUAGAACCAGAAAUCAGUACAAAAUAAUAUAUGCUCGUACAACCAAGUAUAGGAACUCAACGAUACCAUAUUUGGCCCGUGUUCUAAGUGACAGAGACAAUGUUAAGCGUGAAACCUAUGACUUGCUUUGUUGUUAAUAACAUAAUUUUGGCCC